This is a messenger RNA of Aspergillus viridinutans, 795 nucleotides long. Its product is annotated as urease accessory protein UreG. Lineage: Eukaryota; Fungi; Ascomycota; Eurotiomycetes; Eurotiales; Aspergillaceae. Bases 1 to 795 code for a protein of 264 amino acids. The record is from RefSeq and is a predicted model, not a curated record. Gene Ontology annotation, molecular function: nickel cation binding; GTPase activity. The transcript is spliced from 3 exons.
AUGACUCACUCUCACGACCACAGCCACGACGGCACCAACAAUGGCCACGGCCACUCGCACGAGAUCCUCGACGGUCCGGGUUCAUACCUAGAACGAGAAAAGCCACUCGACGAGGGCCGCGAUUGGACCGAGCGAGCCUUUACCGUCGGCAUCGGAGGGCCAGUAGGAUCUGGCAAGACGGCGCUGAUGCUCGCGCUCAGCCGCGCAUUGAGAGACGAGUACAACAUUGCAGCUGUCACGAACGACAUCUUUACCAAAGAAGACGCCGAGUUCCUCACCCGGAAUAAAGCCCUCUCGGCCGAUCGGAUCAUGGCCAUCGAGACAGGCGGGUGUCCCCAUGCUGCCGUCCGCGAAGACAUCAGUGCGAACCUGCUUGCGCUACAGACUCUGCACAAGCGGUUCCAGACGGAUUUGCUCUUGAUUGAGUCCGGCGGUGAUAACCUGGCGGCGAACUACUCCCGCGAACUGGCUGAUUUCAUUAUCUACGUGAUUGACGUUGCCGGUGGUGAUAAGGUCCCCCGGAAGGGUGGGCCUGGUAUCACCGGAUCUGACUUGUUGGUUAUUAACAAGAUUGAUCUGGCUGAGGCGGUUGGGGCAGAUCUGGGGGUUAUGGAUCGGGAUGCGGCGAAGAUGAGGGAGGGCGGACCGACGAUCUUUGCGGAAGUAAAGAAUGAAAAGGGGGUGGAUGGGAUUGUGGAUCUGAUUCUGAGCGCGUGGAAAGCCAGCGGUGCGUAUGAGUUGAGCUUGAAGAGGUGGCAGAGCGGCGCUCCAAGGGGUUCUGGGUCGGUACACUGA